GAGCUGCUAGUUAGCUCCCGUCUACAUGACUGCUAAGCGCAGUAGGCAAAGAACCUCACUUUGGACAUAGAGAUGCCAACCAAACGUGGCAAGUAACGACUGAUUUGUGUAUUUAAUUACCUUUUACUUCAAGCGAGGCCUGGCUGCAUGUGUUAUUUAACUUUAUGUUACACGUGGCUCUCUUGUUUACAAUGUUAGCCGAAGCUAGCUAGCAGGUUAUCGUUCUCGUUUCGCGGUUUUAUGUUUGGGAAAAAAAGCCUUUUAGACAACACACACCUUUAAUAUACAUGCUUACAAGUGUAUGGUGCCGAACAAAAAAAAUACUUAAAAAGACGGUCUCUAGGCAGCUUAUCAAUCAUAUCACCAGGUGACAAGAAGGUGUCAAUCAACAGCUAAAUCCAUCCAUUUUUUACCGCUUGUCCCUUUCGGGGUCGCGGGGAGUGCUGGAGCCUAUCUCAGCUGCAUUCGGGCGGAAGGCGGGGUACACCCUGGACAAGUCACCACCUCAUCGCAGGACCAACACAGACAGACAGACAACAUUCACACACUAGGGACCAUUUAGUGUUGCCAAUCAACCUAUCCCCAGGUGCAUGUCUUUGGAGGUGGGAGGAGCCUAUCCCCAGGUGCAUGUCUUUGGAGGUGGGAGGAAUCAUUAUCCAUUAAACGGACUUGGAAAAAUGGACGAUGUUCGAAGUGCGUUCCACGCCCAGCUGGCCGCGGUCAUGGACUCCCUGCUGGCAGCCGCCGUGUGCCAGAUCGGCAAGAUCUUUGAAAGCAGCCUGUGCGAGCAGCAGGUGGAGCUGGCGCACAAAACCCGGGAGAUCUCCAUCCUCCUCGGACGGCUGGACCAAGAGGAGAGGAAAGGCGGGGAGGCUGACCACGCUUUGGACACCUCGACAGGAGCAGGGAUGCACGCAGAGCCAGAUGAUGGAAACGACUUCAGUAUAAGUGAGCUCAAGACGGAGUUCACAUGUCACGAUGACCAGGAUUUAAUAAAGCACACGUCUCCACUGCGAGAUUUACCUCACCCACCCUUGGGGUCUUUCAUGGUCGAAGUCCCAGAGGGAAGUCCUGUCAUUGGAGACCAGAGGAAGACGGGUCCCCUGACUGGCUCACACAUCAAAGCCGAAUCGUCUCCCUGGUACCAGGAGAGGCCAAUGGCAGACCACCAACCACAACCGGAUCAAGCUUCACCCCCAUUCCGUUGCUCUCCACCACCUGACCCUAGUCUGGCCCAGCACAGGGACUGGUCAUCAGUUUUGGAAGGCACUCGGGGUGAGGCAUGUGGUCUGGAGGGCUUGCCGACAAAUAGCUUCAGCUGCUCUUCUCCAGCUGGCUCCAGAACUACCACGGACACAACCAAGCUCCGAUCCAAUACCAGCGCCAAAGAGGAUGGCCCUUUUGUGUUCCAUGAGAACCAGAACUCCAAUCAGAGGUCGGCACAUCAGAGUCAACAGGAUCAGUCACAGGUUCUCUCUCAAUGGGGACGUAGUGGCGACAGGAUCGACCCAAUUAAUUCCAGCAGACAGUCCAAUUCCCAGUUGUUGAAAGCUGUACAAGCACACCCACUCAACUUCACCGGAGCUUCCGCCGGAGGAAGCGGGCGACCGUACAACUGCCCGUACUGCACUAAAAGCUUCACCUAUCCCUCCCAUCAUCGCAGACACCUGUUACGCCACACGGGGGUCCGCCUGCACCCCUGUCAGCUCUGCGACAAGAGCUUCCUCACCCCCUCCGAGCUCACCAUCCACACUCGCACGCACACCGGCGAGCGGCCCUUUGGUUGCGUCCAGUGCGGCAAGCGCUUUGCCCGCAGCGGCAAUCUGAGAGCUCACCAACGAGACGUUCACAUGCGGAAAAGACCCUUCGCUUGUGCCAAGUGCGGAAAGAGGUUCGCCCACAGAGGGGACCUGAGGGUGCACAAUGACAGGAUGCACCAAGGGGAUCUGUUCUACACGGCAGAGCAACAGGAACCACACAUUGGCCCCAAUCCGACUUGAAGUCUUGAUGGUCACUUAGUAGUAUUGAUUGUCAAUACCCAACCACUGAUCUAUAAGUGCUAAAUUGACUGACACCAUCCAAGCGAUUUUCUUAUACUGAGAAUUGAGUCGUCUUAAUGUAUUCCUUGUGCUUCACUUCAAUUAUGCAUCCGACAGUACAUCAAUGAUACCUGCUCACUUUUCUAUGACCGUGCUUCCGAUUCAUUAUUUUGUAUUAGUGCAUAUAAAGAAAAUACAGGACUGUCUCAGAAAAUUAGAAUAUUGUGAUAAAGUCCUUUAUUUUCUG
Messenger RNA from Entelurus aequoreus (snake pipefish), 2286 nucleotides. Its product is annotated as zinc finger protein 691-like. Gene Ontology annotation, molecular function: DNA-binding transcription factor activity; RNA polymerase II cis-regulatory region sequence-specific DNA binding. Bases 591 to 2000 code for a protein of 469 amino acids. Gene Ontology annotation, biological process: regulation of transcription by RNA polymerase II. The record is from RefSeq and is a predicted model, not a curated record. Lineage: Eukaryota; Metazoa; Chordata; Actinopteri; Syngnathiformes; Syngnathidae. The transcript is spliced from 4 exons.